Molecule: messenger RNA, 3331 nt
Organism: Solanum dulcamara
Lineage: Eukaryota; Viridiplantae; Streptophyta; Magnoliopsida; Solanales; Solanaceae
Exons: 13
Coding region: 122-3244 (1040 amino acids)
Biological process (GO): mitotic chromosome condensation
Cellular component (GO): condensed chromosome; condensin complex
Source: RefSeq, a predicted model, not a curated record
UUCAAAAUCAUUUCACUGAAAGCCAUAUUCAUCAGUUCCACAAAAAUUCUACAGAAAAAUAUACUGCCGAGCAGAUCCAUAGAGAAAAAAUCGAAGAAUUUUCUGCAAAAAUUGUUCGAAAAUGCCUGUUCCAGUAGUAGACGAAGAAGAAUUGCAGCAAAAAUUGACUGAAAAAGUUGCUAGGGUUUUAGACGAUGCUCGAUCGUCCCACGCAACGCAUCUACGGAAGCUCAAGGAACUUUUAGCUCUCCGGUCUGCUACGAAGUCGCCGGAGAAGUUUUUCAGUGCAUUCUCGAGAGCGUUAACGCCUAUAUUUGACUUUCAGCGUCGUACUGCCUCCGCUGAACGAAUCAUUAGAUUCGUCACUGUUUUCGCUGCUGCUCGUGAUGCUAAAAGUACUUCGGAUUGUGAUGAAUUUUUGGAGAGAUUUCUUAAGUUUUUGCUUGUGGCAGCUGUAGCAGCCAAUAAGACUGCUAGGAUUAGGGCUUGCCAGAUAAUUUCUGAGAUCAUAAUACGAUUGCCAGAUGACACAGAAGUCAGCUCUGAACUUUGGGAUGAAGUUUUAGAGUGCAUGAAGUUGCGUGUUGGUGAUAAGGUUGCCGCUGUCCGUACUUUUUCAGUGAGGGCACUUUCACGGUUCGUGAAUGACACAGAAAAUGUUGACAUUUUAGAACUAUUUCUGGAGAUACUUCCUCUUGAACAAAACAUGGAUGUCCGUAGAACAAUUGUCUUAUGCCUUCCACCAUCUCAUGCAUCUUCUGCAGCAAUAAUUGAGUGUACCCUGGAUGUGAGUGAAUCUGUACGCAAAGCAGCUUAUUGCGUUAUUGCUAGUAAAUUUCCUCUGCAGAGCCUCAGCAUCAAGCUCAGAACACUUAUUUUGGAGAGGGGACUUGCUGAUCGUGCUUCAUCUGUUGUAAAGGAGUGCUCUAAUAUGCUGAAAGAUGAGUGGCUCACCAAGUGUUGCAAUGGGGACCCGCUAUUACUACUUAAAUAUCUUGAUGUGGAAACAUAUGAAUCAGUCGGAGAGUCUGCAAUGGGCAGUCUACUAAAAGCAGGAUUGAUUAAGUUACAAGAUGGUCAAAGUAUGAGGCAAUUUCUUAGAUCAAAUAAUGACACUGUCGCAGUCGAAGGUCAAUGCAAUCUUAGCAUCCAACUCAUGGAAGCAGAAGUUGCUUUCUUCUGGAGAGCUGUCUGUAAGCACUUGCAAAUGGAGGCACAAGCAAAGGGCUCUGAAGCUGCUACAACAACGGGCACAGAAUCUGCUGUAUAUGCAGCAGAAGCAUCAGAUAAAAAUGAUCUUCUUGACAGAGUACUUCCUGCUUCUAUUGGUGAUUAUGUUGAAUUGAUUAAAGGUCACACAGUAGCAGGAAUCAAUUACCGAUUUGUCUCUCGCCAGCUGCUAUUGCUUGGUGCGAUGCUUGAUUUUUCUGACAUUACCAACAGAAGAGUUGCAAAUGGAUUUCUGCAAGAGUUGCUUCACAUACCUCCUGAUCAUGAAUUAGAUGAGCAUGACAAUGAGGUUGUCAUAGGAGAUGGUAUCAAUCUUGGUGGUGAUAAAGAUUGGGCUGCUGCUGUGGCAGAGUUGACAAGAAAAGUCCAUUCAGCUCCAGGAGAAUUUGAAGAAGUAGUUUUACGGGUAGUGGAGGAACUUGCAAGACCUUGCAGAGAGAGAACUGCGGACUUCAUGCAGUGGUUGCACUGUCUUGCUGUGAUUAGCCUUCUCUUAGAACAUGCUCAGUCUUUUCGCUGGAUGCAUGGGAAAGCAAUAGAACCAACUGAAGUUUUGCAUUCUCUAUUGCUUCCUGGGGCAAAACAUGUCCACUUAGAUGUUCAGAGGGCUGCUAUUAGAUGCCUUGGUCUGUUUGGAUUGUUAGAAAGGAGACCCAGUGAAGAUUUAGUGAAGCAACUAAGAUCUUCUUUUGUUAAGGGUCCCUCUUCAAUUACUGUUAUGGCUUCUAAGGCAUUGAUUGACCUUGGAUUGUGGCAUGGUCCUAAUAUAGUUGAUAAAGCAAUGAACCUGGAUCUCUCAUCACAACUCCAAAAUCAUAAAAUAAAUUUAUCUGAUAUCAAAUUCAGCAUUGGAAGUGAGGAUAUGGAGAUAGAAUUACUUGACCUGUUAUAUGCUGGAUUGGAGAAGCACAAUUCAGGUGAUUCUGAUGAUGGUGAUGAACAUGAGACAGUUCAAACAGUUCUUGGUGAGGGAUUUGCUAAGAUGCUUCUGCUAAGUAAGAAGUAUCCAAACAUACCUACAUUGUCAAAUCCCCUGCUAUUAGCUAAGCUCAUAAGCUUGUAUUUCUGUAGUGAGAAUAAGGAACUUGAGAGGUUAAAGCAGUGCCUUUCUGUAUUCUUUGAGCAUUAUCCAUCCCUCUCGUUAAAUCACAAGAAAUGUUUAUCCAAGGCUUUCAUGCCAGUUAUGCGCUCUUUGUGGCCAGGCAUCAAUGGCAAUGCCACAGGAUCUUCAUUCAUGGUCUCUAACAUGCGAAAGCGUGCUGCCCAAGCAUCACGGUUUAUGGUUCAAAUGAUGCAGGCUCCCUUGUAUUAUGAGGAAACUGCACCAGCCAACGAAAAUGAUAAUGAAAACCACAACGAUUCAGCUGAACCUUCUUCUGUGCAUGAGAGUGGGGAAGAAGGGCUUGCAAUCCGUAUUGCUGUCGAGGUUGCCAGCUUCCAUGAAAAGAAGACAGCUUCAGAGAAAGCAUACGUUUCUGCAUUGUGCAAGACACUAUUCUUGCUUCACUUUAGACCGACAGAACAAGAGGCUGUUAAGUUAAUGAGGCAGCUGUUGAAUCGUGUUUCCUUACUAGCUGAAAAAGAGCUUCUGAAGGAGUUGAAACAGAUGGCUGAAAGAUUAAAGGGUUUAGACAAAUCUCCCGACCAGAAGCUAUCAUCUGAUGAAGUUAAACUUAUAUUAGGAAAGUUGGAUCUUGAUAUUGUACUCGAUGAAGAUGAGUCGAUGGAAGUACUGCCAACUCCAGCGCCAAAAUCAACUAGAACAACUCGUACAAGGAGACGAGCUAAGGAAGUAGACGAAUCUUCAUCAGAUGAGGAAUUUGCGCAAUCUGUUGUUCCAACACAUCCUGUUGUAACGAGUACUCGGUCACAGAGGGCUAGCAAGACUGCAGCAUUGUCAAAGAUGACCAUCAAAAGCACUAUAAAAAUCGAUGAAUAUGAUGACGAGGAAGAUGAAGAAGAGGCGGCAGAUUCUCAGUCUGAAGUUACAUCUGAUGAUGAUUCCGAUGUAUAGGUCAUUCUUUCGCAUACAGGUUUUUCAAGUUUUUAUCUUAUGCCAAUAUAUUACUUCAUUAAUUAAUAUUUACUCUAUAAAACAUAA